UUCAUAUCCAAAUUAUGGAAAAGAUUUAACAGAAGUUGAAUUAUGGACAUAUGCUAAUAUGAUGAUAGCUUCAAUUAAUCCAUCUUUGAAAGCAAAUAUAUUUAACACAAAUAACAUAUUUGAUAGUGACGAGUCUUAUAUUUUAUGUCAAAAUACUCUCUUUUCUGUUUUUAAUUCAGUGAAUUCUAAUACAUUUAUAGCUUCUGAAACAAAACUUAACAUUGAAGAUAUAGCAGAUCUUACAUUACCUUUGUUUAAUUUUAAUAACACAGAAUUAUAUUAUGAAAAUUUGAAACUACAAUCUAAACUAGCAUCAAGCAAAGGUCAUAGAAACAUAAACUUUGAAGCAUCAAAUAUUGUUGAUGAG
Messenger RNA from Scutellospora calospora, 367 nucleotides. The record is from the annotation of a GenBank genome assembly. NCBI's taxonomy places the organism in Eukaryota, Fungi, Glomeromycota, Glomeromycetes, Diversisporales, Gigasporaceae.